UCGCAUCCGGUCCCAGGUCAGCUGAUUACAUGCGAGACUCUGCACGACCCCGCGCCCUUUUGUCGCGAUCCAGCUGGAGGCAGCCGGUGAUACUUUGAGUUGCCCGGAGCCCGACGCCUGAGGGCGAGAUGAGCGCGCUGGCCUCCCGAGCCGUCUGGACCUGUGAUCGCUUCUGGAAGCCCGAGCCGGCGCUCCUGCCCCCGGGGUGACGCGCAGUCCCCAGCCGCUCAAACAGAUGGCCCCAGGCCAAGCACCCCAUCAGGCCAUCCCCUGGAGAGAUGCGCACCCCGUCUCCCUCCUGUACCCACUGUUGGGCUUCUUUAGCCGGGCCUGGAGCCUGGUGAGGGGCCCAGGACCUGCAAAGCCAUGGAUGGUGGCAGCAGUAACAGAAGCGGAUCAGGUAGAAGCCAGCCCGCAGGGAGAAGCCAAGGCUCCUCUGGCAGGCUACCGUGUCCCCUGGGGCAGACACGCUCAAGGGGAGGCCGAAGACGGUGGAGCCCCCCAAAAGGACGGAGAAGCAGCCAGCCUGAAAACCAGCAGUUCCCUUCUUGAAGCCUGGGGACUUUCAGAUGGUGAUGAGUAUUAUGAGGAAGAAGAAACCAGUGUCCCUAAAGAGCAGGGACGUGCAUUUACAGAUGGCAAGCCUGCUCCCCUGUCCCCCAGCCUUCUGAUAAGAACCCUGCAAGGUUCUGAUAAGAACCCUGGGGAGAAGAAAUUGGAAGAAGAAGGAGCUGCUGAAGACGAGGGAGUGACCGCGUUCUCUUAUCCUCUGUCGCACCAGGCGCGCUGUGUGGCCGUGGACGGGCAGGGCGAUGGGGAAGCUGUAAACAAUGGAGCCCCCAGAACUUCCCGCCUGUCUCCAGCACCCAAGCCCAGCACCUGGGUGUACUGCUCCAGGGAGGAAGAGGAUCAAGCCACGGAGGAAGAAAGAAGAGAAAGUAAGGAAGCCAAGAAGACCUCCGUUUCCCCCUCACCCGCAGGCUCCAACCCUGAGGCCUGGGAGUUCUGUUCAGGAAAGAAGUCUGGGGACAAGGAUGAAGUGGCACUCAGGGAAGCAACUGAGCAAGGAGACGCUGAGCCAGAGCCACACUCCUCAGUCCCAGCCCAGAGGCCCCUGCUUGGGUCCUGGGAAAAUCGGCCCAGCAAGUGCACAGAGGAGGACGAUGAAGAGGAUAAGGAUGGUGCUCUGGGGGCAGCUGAGAGAGACAGAGCAGUUGAGGGUCCUUCUCCCGUCUCCCCUCCAAGUGCUUUCUUGGAGUCCUGGGUGUAUCGGCCUGGGGAGGACACAGAGGAAGAGGAAGAUGAGGAAGAAGAAGAUAGUGAUUCAGGAUCAGCUGAGGAAGAGGUAGAAGCUAAGGCUUCCCCUGCUAUCCCCCCCACAAGCCCCUUCUUGAAGGCCUGGGUGUAUCGGCCUGGGGAGGACACAGAGGAAGAGGAAGAUGAGGAAGAAGAAGACAGUGAUUCAGGAUCAGCUGAGGAAGAGGGAGAAGCUGAGGCUUCCCCUGCUAUUCCUCCCACAAGCCCCUUCUUGAAGGCCUGGGUGUAUCGGCCUGGGGAGGACACAGAGGAGGAGCAGGAGGAUGAGGAGGAGGAGGACAAAGGAGAUGAUGAAGCAGCUGACUCAGACCCACAUCCCUCCCUUCGGUCCCUCAGGGCCUGGAUAUAUCGACCUGGAGAGGAGACAGAGGAAGAGGAAGCUGCUGAGGAAUGGGGAGAAGCUGAGCCCUGCCCCUUCCGAGUGGCCAUCUAUGUACCUGGAGAGAAGCCACCACCUCCCUGGUCUCCUGCUAAGCUGCCCCUCCGGUUGCGAAGGCAGCUCAAGUUCUCAGAAACCCCCACCCAGGAUCCGGACCCUGAGACUCCCCUAAAGGCCAGAAAGGUACGCUUCUCUGAGAAGGUCACCGUUCAUUUCCUGUAUGUCUGGGCAGGGCCAGCCCAGGCCGCCCGCCGGGGCCCCUGGGAGCAGCUUGCCCGGGAUCGAAGUCGAUUCGCGCGCCGCAUCGCCCAGGCCCAGGAGGAGCUGGGCCCCUGCCUCACCCCUGCUGCCCGGGCAAGAGCCUGGGCACGCCUCAGGAACCCACUUCCUGCUCUGAACCCCAUCCCUGCCCCUACCCAGACCUGGCCAUCCUCCUCUGUCCCUUCUACAGCCACAUCCAGGCCACGCCCUUGAGCCAUGCUGUGGCCACACCCUUUCCCUUCCCUCCUAGUGCAAGCCACAGCUCCCAGCCUGGACCUCAAUGGGAGCUGUGGCUAAGACCAACUGGUUUGCGUGUUAUUUAUUAUUAACUAUUUUUUUAAGUGUUGGUGUAUAUAAGAAAUAAAGCCUUUUGAUUUGUAGUGA
Messenger RNA from Propithecus coquereli (Coquerel's sifaka), 2341 nucleotides. RefSeq names its product protein phosphatase 1, regulatory subunit 15A (gene PPP1R15A). Gene Ontology annotation, biological process: response to endoplasmic reticulum stress. Gene Ontology annotation, cellular component: protein phosphatase type 1 complex; endoplasmic reticulum. NCBI's taxonomy places the organism in Eukaryota, Metazoa, Chordata, Mammalia, Primates, Indriidae. The transcript is spliced from 3 exons. The record is from RefSeq and is a predicted model, not a curated record. The coding region runs from base 236 to 2170 and encodes 644 amino acids. Gene Ontology annotation, molecular function: protein phosphatase regulator activity.